Molecule: messenger RNA, 710 nt
Organism: Nematolebias whitei (Rio pearlfish)
Lineage: Eukaryota; Metazoa; Chordata; Actinopteri; Cyprinodontiformes; Rivulidae
Product: cytosolic acyl coenzyme A thioester hydrolase-like
Exons: 4
Coding region: 1-465 (154 amino acids)
Biological process (GO): palmitic acid biosynthetic process; acyl-CoA metabolic process
Cellular component (GO): extracellular exosome; cytosol; nucleoplasm
Molecular function (GO): long-chain fatty acyl-CoA binding
Source: RefSeq, a predicted model, not a curated record
AUGAGCUUCAGUAACGUUCACGUUGAGGAAAUGGCCAGUAGACUUGUUCAUAAUUUAGCUCAAGGUGUGACCAUGAAGCUGAUGGAUGAGGUUGCUGGAAUCGUAGCAGCUCGACACUGCAACACUAACAUCGUCACUGCUUCUGUGGAUGCCAUUAACUUCCAUCGCAAGAUUAAGAAAGGCUGUGUGGUGACUGUGACGGGGCGACUUACAUUUGUUAGUAACAAGUCCAUGGAAAUUGAAGUGUUGGUGGAAGCCGCCUCACUGGUGGAUGAGGAGAAAGGGAGAUACCGUGCUGUCUCAGCAUUCUUCACCUUCAUCUCCCUUGACAAGGACAAUAAGCCACUGCCUGUCCCUCCUCUGAAGAUUGAAGGAGAGGACGAGCAGACACGUUCUGAAGAGGGCAAGGCACGCUAUCUCCAGAAUAAAGCAAAGAGACUCGCAGAUAAAGAGCGCCGACAGUGAUAUCGAGGUUCACCAGACUCAAACAUGUGCAGCAUUAUUUUAUUCUCUCUCCCCGACAAGAAGAAGUAGAAUUACCCUCUUGCUCUGAUCAUAGCCUGUUAAACCUGGUUUUGUGAUCAUUACUUUAUCCAGUCAUGCUACAAGCCAAACUGCCCAUACAUAGCUGUGUAAAAUAAAAAUGAAAAUGUAAAAGUACCUAUUUUAUUAAUGUGUGAAAAUUAUUCCGUAAGAGCAAAUUGUCUGUA